Molecule: messenger RNA, 4641 nt
Organism: Brassica napus (rape)
Lineage: Eukaryota; Viridiplantae; Streptophyta; Magnoliopsida; Brassicales; Brassicaceae
Product: histone acetyltransferase HAC2-like
Exons: 1
Coding region: 1882-2655 (257 amino acids)
Biological process (GO): positive regulation of transcription by RNA polymerase II
Cellular component (GO): histone acetyltransferase complex; transcription regulator complex
Molecular function (GO): histone acetyltransferase activity; chromatin DNA binding; transcription coactivator activity
Source: RefSeq, a predicted model, not a curated record
GACAUAAAAAUAUACAGUUCAUAUAAAUUUGUUAUAUUUAUCAUGUAUAUACUUUAUAAUAUGAUAAAAUUGUAUAUAUUUAUAUAUUUUAUUUGACAUAAACUUUAUAGUUCAUAUAAAUUUGAUAUAUUAUAUAUAUACUUAAUUAUUUAAUAAAAUUGUUCACAUUUCACUCAUUAAUGCAUGUUAUCUUAGCUAUUUCACAUUUUCUAUCAAUCAAAUUAUAAUGUUUUCAUUUCAAAAUGUUAUUAAUUUCAAUUAAUAAUAUGCUGAGGAGAGUUGUAUUAACAUUUCUCAAGAUCCUUAUACUUUAAGGACGAGAUAAGUUCAGUAUGCAGAUUUUCACCUUCAUGAGAUCAGUUCUAUAAACAAAGAUGAGAUCUCCUAAUUAAUACCAUGUUAUUUAAUAUGCAGAAUUUAAACACAAGAAAAUCAUACACGAAUAAAAAGAAGAUAAUGGUAAGUGGUGAAAAGUUCUACUUUAUUAUUUACAACAAAAAAAAAACAGUUCUACUUUACUGAAAAGAUUAAAUUUUAUAUAUUAAGUAAUUUAAUUUGCUGACCAGAAGAUAAGGUAAGUAAAUAUAAUGGGUGAAAUUUUGUUGACCAGAAAAUACUAAACCCAAAUUGAGCGAUUAGAAAAUAGCCGAAAUUAAACAGAUAAAACUAAGAAUAAUAAAUACAUUAAUGACAGAAAAAUCCUCAAUGAAUAUUAUUACAAAUCAGUGGUCAUAUUUUAAUAAGCAAUAGUCAUUACAUUGCCUUUUACAUUAAGAAAUUGCCGGAAGCCUAAUAACAACAACAUAGACCAACCAAGUCAGAGCAGAGACUUUCUCUUUCAACUUCUUUAUUUGUCUUCUCCACUUGCGCGCGAGCCAAGCAGAGUAAACAAUUUGAAACUGAUUAAGGUUCGUAUUUCUCAAAAAAACAAACCCGAUUAAGGUUCGUCUCCACCUUCUUUCUCGAUUUAGGGUGUUGUCGGAGAAUGGAUGCCAUAUCUAAUUAAUGUAUCAUGAUCGCCCCUUGUAGCUUCAAAUAUUAGGGUUUCGAAAUUAGAUUUUGGGGACAAUGUUUUAAUGUUGCAUCAAUUUUGGGAUUGUUUUGUUUUAUUGAUAGACUGCCAGUAACACGCACAUAGUUAUAUAUAUUAAAACUUCGUUUCUUCUAUCUAUGGGACCAACUUUGGAUCUUAUUUGUGUUUGAUUGCAUUGAUUUGGCUAUGAUAUCAUAUUUUAAAAUGAAAUUCCAACCUAUAACUAAUUGUCAGUAAUCAAUUGAUUGAUUUAUAUCAUUUAUAUAUUAGUUAAAAUCCAUUUUAACCUUCCUUUCGUUUGCGGUUCAUUUUUUCUUUUGUUUUAGCAUCUUUAGGGGUAUUGGGGUAUUUAUAAAAUCGGUUUUUAGUUUGUUUUUCGGUUUUUGACAAGAAAAUUUAAUCCAUCAGAAAAAAUCCAAUCAAGUUUGGUUCCAAUUUACGAAUCUUUUUAGAUAUAUAAAUUAUAUUUUGGAUAUUCAAAUAUGAAUUUUCAGUUCUAUCAAUUUUUCGUAUACAAGAUAAUUUGAACCAUAUAAAUAUUUGUGAACAUUGGUUCAGUUUUUGGUAAAACACCAACGCCUAGUUACAUGAAUAAGCUUGUAGCUUUGUGAAACCGAGUGUGAUUUUGCUUGAUUCCUUUCAGCUGGGUUCUGUAUGCUUGUUCAUCUCUUUUCACAGUCCAGUCUAACUUGUGCAACAAGCUAAACCAUUAUAAGAUUAUACAAGAUGGUUACCAUCUCUUUUUUUUUCUAUUAAUGUUUCUUCUGAGAGUUCAAGCACAUCCUGACAUGUCAAUGUUCCUUUGAUUGAAAAAAUGUGCAGAAUCAAUUGUUUAUAGUUCAGUCUCGAUGCCUGAAUUUAACAAAGGUGUGAUGCGUCCAAAUCUUAACGCCGUGCCUAAUCAGCAGUUGAGCAUACAGCCAGAUGCUAACAUUGACAAAGAGUGUUAUAGAUCCAAAAGAUCUAAUUAUCAUCUCGGAGUACCAGAUGAUGAUACGGAUGAGGAUGUGGUGUUCCUUGGAGAAAUAUUACCGUCAGAUAGUGGUCAUCACUGUCCAUCAAAGCGACAGAGAGUCGAAGCACAUCCUCCUCCUCAGGAUGAUGAGACACUAAGAUCUGGAGUGGAAGUUGUUGAACCGAUGGAAAGUGAUGAACAGACCAAACGCGAGGGCGAGGCUAAUACAGCUGACACAACAGUGCCUUUGGAAAAGCCUAAAAAGAGAGACGUCUCACUGGUGGAACGUUUCACAGAAGAAGAAAUAGAAAUGCAUUUAAAGAGUCUCCACGAGGGACGUGUUGAGCUCAAGAAUAUUGAAACAUGUCAACUGUGUGGCGAAAGCGAACUCUUGUUUCCAGCACCACCACUCUACUGCUCGCUUUGCAACUACCGCAUCCAAGAUGAAUCUCUAUAUUACAUCCCAGAGGAAACAAUAAGCGGUGCGCAACAUCAAAUCUGUAGUCCAUGUUACGAUCACUGUAGACGCCAAAAGUUCACGUUAUCUGGAGUCGAUAUCGUAAAGGCCAAUAUGCUUAAAUUAAAUAACGCUAACAAUCAAGACACAGAAGCUGUAAGCUUCAUCUCUCUCUCUCUAUAUAUAUAUUUCUUCAGUACAUUUACAUAGCUACGUUGUUUUGUUUGAACAGUGGGUUGCUUGCGAAUCUUGCGGGAAAUGGCAGCAUCAGAUAUGUGGUCUUUACAAUCCAGAAAAAGACACUGACAAAACCUCAGACUACAUUUGUCCCUACUGCCUGUUAGAGGAGCGUAGGAGUAACGAAAGCGUGGGAGUUCAUGACAAUACGGAUUUGGAGGCGAAAGAUUUGCCUGAAACCAUCCUAAGCCACUUUAUAGAGAGAAGGCUAACGAAGCGGCUCAAAGAAGAAAGACGCCAAACCGCAGAGGCUACUGGGAAGAGCCUUGAUGAUGUAAGAAUGAUUUUGUGUCUUGAGGUUUGGUCUGAAAGUGUAUAUAUACUGAACUUGUUACUUUUCCUUUCCAGGUAUCACUACCAGAUGAUCUUACUCUCAGGGUCGUGUUCUCAGCUGACAAAAGCACACAUAUCAACAAAACAUUUGCGGAUUUUCUUCACGACGAACACUAUCCUAGUGAAUUCCCUUACAGAUCGAAGGUGCAUCUGAAUUCAUUUUUCCUUAAUGAGUUAGUAGUAUUAAACCAAGUGAUGGUGUACUGGCAAGCGAACUUUGGGUUGCUAAGCAACAUGGGUUAGAAAGCACCCAUUACACUCUAUCAUAUGGUCACACGAAUAUAUGCCUAUUGUUUAGGGUUUACAUUUGAAUACCGGAGAGAGUGUAUAUAUGUGAACUACACCUCUUUUUAAAAGUUAGUCUAGACUCUUCUAUAGAUCUGAGAUACUCCAUGUUAAUAAAAGAAAUUUAGUAGUAUUAGGGACAAAAACUUAUGUUGGAAGAGGGAUCUUAAAUUAUCCACUUAUACCAAUUGAUUUUAGUUUUGAGUCUCAUCAAACUUAAUUUUAAAUUUUAAUUUGUUUCGGAUUGUUUCAGGUGAUUCUUCUGUUUCAGAAAAUUGAAGGAGUUGAUGUAUGCAUAUUUGCGUUGUUAGUCCAAGAGUUUGGAUCGGAAUGUAGUCAACCAAACAAACGCAGCGUAUACAUCUCUUAUCUCGACUCCGUCAAGUACUUUAGACCCGAGAGAGUAACGUUUUCAGGAGAAGCUCUUCGAACUUUCGUUUAUCAUGAAAUACUGGUAACAAUCUAUUCCCUUAUUUUUUUUUCUUUGUUUUAGACCUAAACUGUUAUUGACAUGCGUCUCAUUUAUUUAUUUUCCUUUUUUUUAUAGAUUGGAUAUCUUGAGUAUUGUAAGUUUCGAGGUUUCACAACGGGUUAUAUAUGGUCGUGUCCACCUCAGAAAGGAGAAGACUUCGUUAUGUACUCUCAUCCUAAGACUCAGCAAACCCCCAGCACUAAGAAGCUUCGUGAAUGGUCAGUCUCUUUUCUUCCUUUUUAUGUUUGGUGUGGAAGUAUUGGAUUUAAACUUAAAAUUCAAAAAAAAAAAACAUUAUUUUAGGUAUGUGUCAAUGCUGGAUAAAGCCAAGGAGCAGAGCGUGGUGACGAAUGUUACAAACUUGUAUGAUCGGUUCUUCGUUCCGACAUGCAAUAUUACAGCUGCACGGUUGCCUUACUUUGAAGGAUCUUUCUGGUCCUCUAGUGCUGAGCUUCUGAUGAGUCAAGAAACCGAGAGUGGAGUCGAGAAUGUUAAAUCACUUUCUAGAAGAGCACUAAAGGGCAACAAAAUUAAGGACUCCAAUGAUGCUAAAAAUAUUCUCCUGAUGCGAAAGGUUGUUAUUCAUAUGCACUUAGAGUUUGAAUAUGUAUACAUUUCAGGGUGUUUAUUUGUUAACUAUUAUGUUUUAUGUAUAGCUUGGAAUACGGAUAUCAAACCAAAAGGAGGAUUUCAUCGUGGUGGACUUGCAUUAUACAUGCACACGAUGCUCGGAGACCAUAUUGUCUGGAUUGAGAUGGUUUUGCAAGAAGUGCAAGGAUCUUCAAUUGUGUCAAAGGUACUCUAUCUCUACAAAUCAUUUUCAAUGAUAGUAUCUAAUCCUGUCUUCACCAUUAAUUGGAUAUAAAUAA